GCCGAAUCCGGAAUGCGUUGACCGUGCGGCGGCGGCGGCCGGCUAUCGAUCUCCGUGGGGGCGCCCAAAUCGCGCACGCUGCCGCUCGGCACAGUCGUCAGUGCCGUUCGACUCUGCCGAGAACAACAUGCCCACGAGCUAGCCAGUUAUGGAAAUUGAGUCAGACUGCGAGGAAAAGUCGGUUCUUUCUGACCAGUUGUCCGAAAAGACCCGGGUGGGCGAGAGGAUGAUCAGCAUGAGCUCCACCCUCGUCGAAACGGUCUCCAUCAACUACGAAGACUUCAACGAAAGCUUCCUUACCUGCAGCACUUGUCUCUGCGUGUACGACGGGAGCGCGCACACACCCAAGCUGCUGCCCUGCUCGCACACGGUUUGCCUUGAAUGCCUUUCGCACAUCGCCAGCUCGCAGACUCGAGACACCGGCUCGUUCCGCUGCCCCAUUUGCCGCGAGCUGAUCACCAUCCCGCGCGGAGGGGUGGCCGCCCUGCCACCCUCCUUCCUCGUCAACCAGCUGCUCGACCUCAUGUCCCGACAGCGCCGAGAGGUCAUCCCCAAGUGCUCUGUCCACAUCAACCAGGAGUUGCUGUUCUGCGAGACAUGUGACACCGUGUUUUGCUCCUUGUGCACCGGGGGCAGCCACAGCACCGGCGGAUCGAGUUGCGAGCACACCAUCAUUCCCUUCUCCAUUGCCAUCAAGCGAAUGUCUGAGAUCUUGCUCUACAAGGCCAACGACUGCAUCUCCAAGUUGGGCCAGGCCCACGAUGCGGUGUCGGACGAGCUGAAGCGGUUGGACGAGGCGACGGAGGCGUGUUUGUCCCAAGUUUCGCGCACCUUCGAAGAAAUCACCGCUCUGGCCGAGAAGCGGCGUCUGGCCCUGUCGAAUGCCGUGAAGGAGGCGCGCGACAAGAAGAAGCAAGUGCUGGAGGAGCAGCUCAAGCUGAUCGCCGCCGAGAAGGCCAAAGUGGACGGCGAGUGCGACGGACUGCAGUAUCAGGUGGAGGUCAGAAACAUUACCCAGAAGAUUUCUAGUCUGACGGAGAAACUGGAUAGCGUGGCCACGCUCGCCGAGCCCAGGGAGAACUCGUUUCUCACCUGCGACUUCCAAAGCGGCCAAUCGGGCGCCGUCGAAGUCGUCAAGAAGGCACUCGACACCUUUGGAAAGGUGCGGACGAGCACAACCUUUCCGAGCCUCUGCUCGGCAGAGGUGGACACAGUGGCGUCGAGCGGCGACGUGGUGGCCAAGCUCAAGUGCAGCGCCACCCUCAGCACGGUCGACUACCACGGCAAGGCGCGCACGUCCGGUGGCGACCCUGUCAGCGCCGAGCUGCGCACCAGUUCGGGACAGCUGCUUGAGACGGAAAUCCAGGACUUGGACGACGGCACCUACAAGGUCUGGUUCAGACCGCCAGCCGCCGGCACUUACACGCUCAAUUUGAGCGUCUUCCAGAGGCCCAUCAAGGACAAGAAUAUAAAUUUCGAGGUGACGGAGCACAACAGUCCGCGUGGCGAGCACGGCUGCAGAGGAUCGGGCAAGGGCGAGUUCCUGCAGCCGGUUUCGGUCACAGUCAACUCGGAGGCUGGCUUCGUUUACGUGCUGGACACAGGCAACUCACGGAUUAAAGUUCUCUCUCUGGACCUCGAGUUCAUCAGGCACAUUGAAAAUGACGGCCUCAAGGGCCGCAGCUGCACUGGCAUCGCCCUGACGCGGCAGGGACUGAUCGUGGUCAACUGGCGCACAAAAAGCGUGACGGAAAUCGAUCCAGAAACGGGCGACACCAUCUCCUCUUUCUCUCACAACGCCUUCCAGGAGCCAGUGGACAUCGCGGUGAUGCCCAAGAGCGGCAAGAUCCUCGUCGCCGACAACAGCGCCAGCUGCGUCUUCGUGUUCGACGGACAAGGCCGGCCAUUGCUGCAGGUCGGCAAAAAGGGAAGUCAAAGGGGCCAGUUCAAUUUAAUCUCGUCUGUAGCAGCAUCUCCAAAUGAUGACAUCCUAGUGGCUGACAGUCGCAUUCAAAUUUUUUCUUCGGAAGGAGACUUCAAGAGAGAAAUUUUCGCUGAAGGAAAAGGUCGUGGUAGGUACGGCGGUCUGACGAUGGACAGCGAGAACCGGAUAAUCGCGACGCGCUCCGAGAAGUGCAGGCACUACAUCCAAGUGCUGAGCUCCGAGGAGGAUAAGGUGCUGUCGACCGUCGACUCUCACGACUCAAAGCUCAAAAGACCAAGUGGGGUGGCCGUGAUGCCCGAGCACCACAUCGUGGUCGUCGACCUGGGCAACGACUGUGUCAAAAAGUACCAGUACUGGUAGACAGCACGCCAUUUUGCCAUUAUUGCGAUAGAGAGAGAGAGAGAGAGAAUGGAAGAAGCAACAACACCUCUCGGAAGGACUGUAAAUUUCACUCUGUGCGCAGAACAAAUUAUCGAGAGUGGACUGAAGAGGAUUAUUAUUUAUAAUAUAAUUGUGUAUAUGACAAGGAUUUUGAAUGUCAUAUCAGCUGUGCUAGUCUCUUGUGUACAUACAUCUAACGUAGUAGUCACUGAUCUCUUUAUUUAAUUCAGUUUUAUUUAUCUCUCACUCCUUUUGUUACUAUGCCAAAGCAAAAAAAGAAAGAAAAAGAAAAGAAUCAAUCUGCUCUGUCUCCUUUUCCAUUUGUAAGCAUUUUUGUAAUGAGUGUAAAUAAAUGUUUACAAACAUCUGAAGAAA
Messenger RNA from Cloeon dipterum, 2701 nucleotides. RefSeq names its product tripartite motif-containing protein 2-like. NCBI's taxonomy places the organism in Eukaryota, Metazoa, Arthropoda, Insecta, Ephemeroptera, Baetidae. The transcript is spliced from 13 exons. The coding region runs from base 149 to 2305 and encodes 718 amino acids. The record is from RefSeq and is a predicted model, not a curated record. Gene Ontology annotation, molecular function: protein binding; ubiquitin protein ligase activity; zinc ion binding.